CUCGUCUUGGUCUAGACAUUUUGGUCUUUAUUAUUUGUCUCAUUGGUUGUUCGCACAUCAACCGGCAAUUCUGCAAGAUGAAGGGCCCAAACCCACCUUUGGAAGGUGCGCUGCGCCAGGCUGCAACGACUGAGACACUGCCAAAGGAUGGGGCUGAAGUAGACCAUCCAAGCCUUCAGUUGCCUGACUUUGGGAGCCGCCGGUACCUCAACUGUCAAGAAGAUGUUCGGAAUCCUGCUGCAAUAUAAAGUUGACAUGUUCACAAAAUAUUUUUGGAAAAGACCGACAUGGAGAAAGGCAAAUGAUGCAGCUGUAGUGUUUUUGCAUGUUUGUGCAGCAGAACAUGCGAUGUUGCUGCAAACUCAGGCAGUUGAAGAUAGACCGUUUGUACGGUUACUUGAAUGGGCCGGUGGAGGAAGUUGGUUUGAUUCCGGAGCUGGGGCAAUUUUUGAAGUGUGGAAGAAGCGAGAUGCAACGUCACAGACAUUGGAUUGACUCAAAAUGCGGGAGAAUUGUUUCCAACCUCGCACUUUGGUUGAAUGUUGUGCUGUUUGUCGUGGUCGGCUACUUUCAUAAAGCAGACUGGCAGACUCUCCAGCUAGAUCCAAUACUCCAAGGAUGCUACUGCGGUGUCGAGCUCGUAUUCUUGGCCUUUUUCUCGUAUGAGCUGUGGCAGCGGCACAGAUCGACAGUGGAGGGACUUGACAUCAUUGACGCCUUCAUGAAGACUGGCUGGAAUUGCUAUGAUGCAUUCCUCAUGGGGCUUUGCUUUAUUGAUGCCUGUGUGCUGAAUUUCAUACCACUGCCUCAAGUCCAAGCUGUUCACAAUCUCGUGCUUCUUCUCGCACCCGCUUUCCAAAUCCUCCGACUAGGACGUGUGGUGACAGAGCUUCGCUUGAUCAUCCUUGGCAUUCUGAGAGCCAUGCGUGCUGUGUUUUGGGCAAUGGUUCUCCUGACCCUGGUCGUCUAUUUCUUCGCAGUCUUUAGUGUCCACUAUGUUCGCGAAUUCUUCAAAGACGACACUCUGACUGCAGACCUCUUUAAGAAUAUGGGCGAGGCCAUGUUCACCCUGUUUUCCUUCGCCACCUUGGAAGACUAUACCACAACUGUUCGGCACUUCAUGAGGAGUGGCGUCGCUGGAGUGAUUGUGGCUGUUUGCAUUGUUGUCUUCAUUCUAUUUGCCAAUUUGGCAUUGCUCAACUUGCUGACAGCGAUCAUGGUUGAUGCAAUUGUUGACAUACUGCCCAAGAAGAGAUCUGAGCUGCUGACGAGGGAGAAAGCAACACUGGUGAAGAAGUUGAAAGUGCUGUUUCGGAAGAUGGAUGAACCUGUCAGCAAAAGAGUGAGCUGCGCUGAAUUCAAAAAGAAUAUGGACCAGCAUGUGGAGGAUGAACUUGGCAAGCUACAGAUCGCAAGCUCCGACCUCAACGAACUCUUCAAACUAAUUGACUUCACAGGUGCUGGAGCCCUGUCGGAGGAGGAGUUCAUCGACGGUUUGAUGCGUAUGAGCCCAUCCCCUGCAAGCAAACGAGAACUGCUGGAAGUACAGCAUGACCUGCACAGGAUGUGGAACAUGCUCUCAGUUGGCCAAGAGAGACUGCGGGAGCAGCUGAACGAACUAAAUGGUAUUGUCAAGGAAUUCCCGUUGCAGCUGUCAACCUUUAUGGACGAGGUGAAGGAGAUGCAUGAGAAGACUUUCGAAGCUUGUGUGUCCGAGCGGGAUGCUUCAGCUCAGAGAUUGACGCAACAAUUUGAAACCAUGUGCUCCAAAUUGCCACAUUUGCAGGAAUACAAACCUGACGAGCAUGUCCAGACUCAGCUAAAGGAGAUGCAGCAAAGCCUGGCUGAACUGAGCACCAGUCGUCUGCACAUUUCGGAGCAGCUGGUACAGGUUCUUGAAGAAAUCCAAGCGCAGCAGUCGGCUAUUGUUGCAACUACGCAGCCAUCUUUGCUGUCCACCUUUGAAGCUCCGAUUCAGGCCGAGACCGAGAAGGAGACGCCAGAGACUGGGAUUGUCACCAAGGUGAACCAACAGACUCAAACUACUCCGUCUGGUGGUGCCGAGUCUCGCGGCUACCAAGCUCAAAUCUCCACUCAGUCCCCUCAGGCCCCAUUUGCGCCCCUCAGUCUGCCCAUGGUCCCGCCAGGGUUUGCGAGCUUCCCAUCCAACGCAUGGCCGGUGGUCCCCUACACUGGGCAGCUGCAGGCAGCAUUGCAGGAGAUGAAAUGGGCUUAUCCAGAUUUGGUCGGACCUCCUUCACCUUAUGCUGAUGAGAGAGUUCGUGUGGUCAAAGUACUACACUGGCUCCAAGCCCAACGCUGGCAACAUUUGCCAUUUGACAGGCUCAUUUUGAGACUAGAGGGUGCUGGUAUACAGCUAAGUGAGGAGGAGCAAGACUUGCUGAAGUGUUGGUUGACGCACGGACCAUCUGGGCAACCACACGAAGAGAUGGUUUGGUGAUGCAGCCUUUUGUAGACUUGAGGUCUUCCAAAGAGGGGGAUGAAUCAAGUGAUACAAUAUUGUACAAAGUCUCUUGGCCUGUUCCAACGUGCUGCAGCGGGCAGCUUUUGCAGCUUGUGACUGCUGCAGAGACACGGGCUCCAGCUAAUGUACAGCGCACCCAAUUGCUUGCCAAAGAUUUGCUCAAGGCAAUUGCAAGUACCGCGUUGAGAAAUGAAUAGAGACGGAGAGAUUUCUGAAGUGUCGGAGUCGGAGGUUUGCUUAAAGAUUGAUCAUCAGAUAUCAUCAGGACCUAUGGUUGUGGCCGGGGUGUGUAUUUGUGUGUGGCUGCAAGACUGAAAGCGACGUUGAAUGAGCAAAGUCCUUUUAGGCCUGGAUAACCCAGCUGAUGGAAGUAGAGGGGAGGCAGCGGCACCGCAUAUGUAUAAAGUAUAUACUUACAUAAUGUAUACAGUUGUUUGUAUAUAUACAUAUUGUGUAUGUACACGUAUGUUUGCGCAGUUACACAUGUUGUUUAAGUGACAGGCUGUGGCAGCAACACUGGCGGGAGCUUACAUUUGCGCAACUCGAAAGUGGGUGCUGGUGGUAACCUUCGAUGCUGGCAUGGACGCUUCAUUUACACUCAAGGUAUGCACGGGCGUGGCAGAGCAUUUGGUAGCGGAAGGGCAAUGAUAUGCCUUCUUCUAGCGGCGAGCAGAGGGUGUGUCCUACUGCGGCAAGACCAAAUGCAAUUGCUGUCAGAAUUUGCCACUGGGUGCAUGCAGUGCAGAACAAGAAUCAAGCGCUUGACACCUCAAUGUCGCAAGUUGCAUCCACAGAGUUUUGCCAUAGUUGACCAUGUUGAC
Messenger RNA from Durusdinium trenchii, 3306 nucleotides. The record is from the annotation of a GenBank genome assembly. Lineage: Eukaryota; Dinophyceae; Suessiales; Symbiodiniaceae.